Messenger RNA from Botrytis porri, 879 nucleotides. RefSeq lists its product as uncharacterized. Bases 1 to 879 code for a protein of 292 amino acids. The transcript has a single exon. NCBI's taxonomy places the organism in Eukaryota, Fungi, Ascomycota, Leotiomycetes, Helotiales, Sclerotiniaceae. The record is from RefSeq and is a predicted model, not a curated record.
AUGUCUGACCAAUCCAAUCGUCAAGGGAGAGAGAAUCUUCAAGAGUAUGACCGUUGGUUGGUGGAGGAAAUAGUGCCAUAUGUGAUAAGAGAUGUGCCAGAAGAAGUAGAUGCAAUGCAGGCAUAUUCGCCAUCCAAUGAACUUUACCAAAGUAAUAGUCCCCUAAUGAUCUCUACUAUUCCAGAAACUCCUCCUGGAGAUGUCUGGACAGGAGGUAAUGAUUAUUGGACAGAAGUUGGAUAUUCGCUAAGUGGACAGUUUGUGCCUAGCGACCAAUACAUUCCUUUCGAUUCAGAUCUAGCGCAAGCUUCUCCAUUUACUGGAUAUCUAACCCAGAGCCCUUCAGUCGCUGAACACCAAGUACAAACUCCUUCAGUCGCUGGAUACCAAGCUCAAAUUCCUCCCACGUUUAAUGCUGAGCCAUCAGGACAUAUAGGGCAAGGACACGGAAUGGCAUAUGCACAAUCGCGUCCGAAUAGUCCUGAAUUUGAAGAUGGAUGGCGCCAAUCUCUGUCGGGAGUAUGGGAGUGGCUAGGACAAGGCGCUCCUCCCGGAUUUCAAGAGACCCAACCGCAGCCCCCCCGUGAUACUCGGGUGUCAGAAGACGGGCAAAAUUUGAAUCAAGAAGCAUACGCACGAGCUAGUGCACCAAGCAGCCAACGCUAUUCAAGUCCUUCUGUUCAGCUGGUAACAACUCCGAGCCAAUUUCUUGCUGCAAUCGAUCACUCACCGCGAUCAUGGGAGAACAUGACAAACGCCUCCGACAGUCAGUCUGAAGAUCAAAAUCGCUCAGUAGCUGGAGAUGGUCAGAGAGUAUCCGGCAACCACAGAGGUGACCAGGAGAAUGCGCGAAGAGCACGUCGUAGGAGGCGGCAAUAA